This is a messenger RNA of Photinus pyralis (common eastern firefly), 2791 nucleotides long. RefSeq names its product ionotropic receptor 25a-like. Gene Ontology annotation, cellular component: postsynaptic membrane; plasma membrane. Gene Ontology annotation, molecular function: transmitter-gated monoatomic ion channel activity involved in regulation of postsynaptic membrane potential; glutamate-gated receptor activity. Gene Ontology annotation, biological process: monoatomic ion transport; modulation of chemical synaptic transmission; synaptic transmission, glutamatergic. The record is from RefSeq and is a predicted model, not a curated record. Lineage: Eukaryota; Metazoa; Arthropoda; Insecta; Coleoptera; Lampyridae. The transcript has 7 exons. Bases 225 to 2033 code for a protein of 602 amino acids.
ACAAUUUAUUUAACGUCUUCAUUUUGGGUUCCGUACAAACAAUUAAGAGGAUUUUAGAUGCCGCGGAUGACAAUGGUUACUUGACAAGGAGAUACGCUUGGCACGCCAUAACACAAGAUAAUGAAGAACUGAAAUGUAAAUCUAAAAAUGCUACGAUUAUCUACGUAAAACCAUUGAUUGCUAAUCAAUACCUGAACAGAACGAAUUUUCUUCAAAAUAGCUACAUGUUGACGACCAAGCCGUACUUAGCAGCGGCAUUUUACUUUGAUCUGGCACUUCGGGCGUUUAUGUCUUUAAGGAAUUUGAUUUCUGACCAGGAAUGGCCUAUAAAAGCCAACUACAGUAAAUGCGGGGAUUUAAACACAACAAUUGUCCGCAAAGAUGUUGACCUUCGUCAGUAUUUUAAAAAGGUAUCAAUCCCUCCUGCAUUUGGAGAUUUAUACAUGAACGAUAACGAAUCGAGUUACAUGUUCACCAUGGAUCUUACUGCUGUUGAGUUUAAUAAUAUAUCCCGCAACGCAUCUGUGAUACAAUUAGGGAAAUGGAACGCUACGCGUGACAGCAAUAUCGUAUUCCAGAAUUCUGAAAACAUGGUAAAUUAUCGGGCAGAUAUUGUGCACCGGGUAGUUACGGUCGUGCAACCGCCAUUUGUAUAUUUCAAUAACACAACGGGAUAUUUUGGUUAUUGCAUUGAUUUAAUGGAUAAGAUCGCGAAUUAUUUAAACAUAAAAUACGAAAUCCACACGGUACAAAAUGGAGGGUUUGGGUACAUUAACGACAGUGGAGAAUGGAAUGGUGUUGUUCAGGAGUUGAUUCAAAGAGAAGCUGAAAUAGGCCUGGGCGCAAUGCCGCUCAUGUCAGAAAGAGAAACUGCUAUAGAUUUUACAGUUCCUUAUUACGAAUUAGUUGGCCUUGCAAUUUUAAUGAAGUACAAUACGCCUCAUAGCUCCCUGUUCAAAUUUGUGACUGUUAUGGAGUAUGAUGUGUGGCUCUGUAUACUCUCAUCAUUUACUAUAACAAGUUUAUUCUUAUGGAUUUAUGAGCGUUUUAGUCCAUACAGCUACUCAAACAAUCGCCUAAAAUACGUAGAUGAUGAAGACAAAAGGGAAUUUAAUUUGAAGGAGUGCCUGUGGUUUUGUUUGACAUCGCUUACACCUCAAGGGGGAGGUGCCGUCCCCAAAAGCUUAUCCGGGCGAAUGCUGGCGGCAACUUGGUGGUUAUUUGGAUUUAUUGUUAUUGCUUCUUACACAGCCAACUUAGCCGCCUUUCUGACCAUUUCGCGAUUAGAAGAAUAUGUGGAAUCUCUUGAUGACUUGGCAAAACAGUUCAAAGUACAGUACGCCCCUCAUCAGGGAUCCGAUGCCGACCUUUAUUUUCGACGAAUGGCAGAGAUUGAAAAAAUGUUCUAUAACAUUUGGAAGAGUUCAAGCCUAAAUUCAAGCCUAAAUAAUUUUCAGCGCGCUCAGUUAGCGGUUUGGGAUUAUCCCAUAAAGGAGCAGUUUAUUAAAAUGUAUCGAAUCAUGAGCGGUCAUAUGCCAUUGACGUUCGCAGAGGCCGUUGAUAAAGUAAGAUUAGCAAAACCCAGACCAUUCGCUUACAUCGGUGACGCUACGGAUAUAAAGUAUUUGGCGCUUACUUCCUGUGACGUCAGAAUAGUAGGAGAAGAGUUCUUCAGGAAACCAUACGCGUUAGCUGUACCUCAAGGAUCUCCAUUAAGAGACCAACUCAAUGCGGCAAUUUUACAUUUUCAACGUGAGGGGGAAUUACUGCAAUUGAAGAAAAAGUGGUGGGAUAAUAAUCCAUUUAAAGUACAAUGUGACCAACCAGAAAAUGAUACGGGCGGUAUUAAUUUUCAGAACAUUGGUGGACUUUUCGCAACUAUUUUUUUGGGAAUCUUCAUAGCUGCCAUUGUAUUUGGCAUUGAAUAUUGGUAUUAUAAAUACCACAAAGUCAAGAACGCGAUUGGAAUUAUCGAGGAGGUCGCAUCUAUAGAGAAUUUUAAUAAUACCACAAAGCACUCGUCUAAGCAGUAGGAAGGAAUGCACGUUUGUUGUGAUUUCUGCACGAUAUAUUGGGUAUGACCUAUGUAGAAAUGGUUCUGAGUACCUACCAAUUGCAAUACUGGGAAAACAAAUAAUAGGUAGAUCAAUGUUAUAAGAUUGGUGCUCUAUCGUCGUUACAUAGACCUGUGUCUAACCCAGUGGUUCUCAACCUUUUUUUGGUGACGGAACAUUAUAGAUUGUAAAUGAAAUCGCGCGGAACACCUAAUGCCGAGGUGGGGGCGGUAAUGCGAGUUGUUAAUACAAACGAAAAUUGAUCAAGAAGUAAGUUUUAUUUUAAGUCACUAACAAAAUGUAUUUUUUUUUCAAACUGAAACUUAAAAAUAUAUAAAACCAACAGUAACAUAAGAAACAAAGUUUAUUAGUGGGACACUUGUGCCUGAUGUUGUUGGCAUAUUUUGUCAAUAUCAGGCCUAAUGUGAGAAACAGUGACCCUCAUUAAAAAUAAAUAAUUAAAAAUACGCACGUUUCAAUAAUACACAUAUUUUAUAAUAAAUAAUAACUGACUAAAUUAAGAGGUAACAUAUUACAUAAUUAUAUUUCGCGAAACAUUUGAUAGGCAUUCGCGGAGCACCAAUGUUCCGCGGAACGCUGGUUGAGAACCACUGGCUAACCUUUUUGUAGUUCGUCAAAUUCAUUUACCAUACACUGAAUGAACACAGUAUAUCUGACUAACUCUGUUUGUGAUUGUUGAUGUUAACUUUACUUUACUUUGAUAAGCAUUGUUCACA